This is a messenger RNA of Melopsittacus undulatus (budgerigar), 1015 nucleotides long. It is a transcript of the gene DPH5, whose product is annotated as diphthamide biosynthesis 5. The coding region runs from base 191 to 943 and encodes 250 amino acids. NCBI's taxonomy places the organism in Eukaryota, Metazoa, Chordata, Aves, Psittaciformes, Psittaculidae. Gene Ontology annotation, molecular function: diphthine synthase activity. Gene Ontology annotation, biological process: protein histidyl modification to diphthamide. The record is from RefSeq and is a predicted model, not a curated record. The transcript has 7 exons.
GUGUACUUAUUUUGGGGGGGGUUGUUUGGUUUGUUUUUAUUAGGUCUUUUGGAAAUCUUGAAGUCCCAAAGAUGAGGUAAUUGGGAAAAGUAAUCAAUAAAAACAAAGUAAAAGAUGCCAUCUUAACCUGAAGCUGCCCAAGAAGGAAUGUAGGAAUUAACUACGAAGCCCAGUUUCCAUACGAGUGACAAUGCUGGAUGUUUUAUUUAGUAAUCUGAAGGAAGAGUUUUAUGGAAAAGAAUUGAUUUUGGCUGACCGAGAAACAGUGGAACAAGAAGCAGAUAACAUUUUAAAAGAUGCUGAUGUUUGUGAUGUCGCAUUUCUUGUAGUUGGUGAUCCUUUUGGGGCCACGACACACAGUGAUUUAGUACUACGUGCAGUAAAACUGGGGAUUCCAUACAAGGUCAUUCAUAAUGCUUCAAUAAUGAGUGCAGUGGGCUGCUGUGGUUUACAGUUGUACAGUUUUGGAGAGACUGUUUCCAUAGUUUUCUGGACAGAUACAUGGAAGCCAGAAAGCUUUUUUGACAAGAUUGAGAAGAACAGACAGAAUGGAAUGCACACCUUGUGCUUACUUGAUAUUAAAGUGAAGGAGCAGUCUCUGGAGAAUCUAAUGAAAGGAAGGAAGAUUUAUGAGCCACCACGCUACAUGAGUGUGAAUCAAGCUGCAAAACAGCUUCUUGCCAUUAUUCAAAACAGGAGGCUCCAAGGAGAAGAAUCAGCAAUCACUGAAAACACAAUCUGUGUUGGCCUCGCACGUGUGGGUGCUCCGGAUCAGAAGAUUGCUUCAGGCACACUGGAGCAGAUGGCCACAGUCGAACUAGGUGGUCCACUGCAUUCCUUGAUUGUUACAGGCACUCUGCAUCCUCUGGAAUUAGAAAUGCUUCAGCUUUUUCCUAUAGCUGGUUCCAGUUUUGAACAGCAUGCGUGUCAAAGGACCGCUUAAAUAUAAACAAGGCAUUUACAUUUUUAUUCCUUUCUUAAUUUCAUGACAGCAUAAAGUUAUCCUUGUGCUCAA